AUGUCUGCCAAGUUGUAUAUCGGUAAUCUGAGCUGGAACACCACAGAUGACACCCUCCGAAACGCCUGUCAAGAAUUUGGCAUGAUUAUCGACUCGAUUGUAAUGCGUGAUCGAGAUACUGGCCGCUCAAGAGGCUUCGGUUUCGUUACAUUCGGUAGUGUUGAGGAAGCCGAGAAUGCAGUUAACGGUUUGAAUGAACAGGAACUUGAUGGUCGUCGUAUCAAAGUGAAUAUGGCCAAUGCUCCCGGUGCAGGUGGUAGAGGUGGUGGAGGAGGAGGUGGCUACGGUGGCUACGGUGAAGCCGGCGGUGGCUACAAUGGAGGUGGUGGCUAUAAUUAA
Messenger RNA from Fusarium pseudograminearum CS3096, 339 nucleotides. RefSeq lists its product as uncharacterized. The record is from RefSeq and is a predicted model, not a curated record. NCBI's taxonomy places the organism in Eukaryota, Fungi, Ascomycota, Sordariomycetes, Hypocreales, Nectriaceae. Gene Ontology annotation, molecular function: RNA binding. The transcript has 4 exons. The coding region runs from base 1 to 339 and encodes 112 amino acids.